GAAUUCACUUAAGCUACAGCAAACCACCCAAUGCAGUAAAAGAUCCUGAAGGCUAACGGAAGCCAGUAAAACACAAUGCAGUACUGAGGAAGCAGCAGCAAUGCACGGCUGGACAUAGAACACACAGGACGGCGAGAGCGCAAAGCUGCUCAAUAUUGCACCAUGCUGACCUGUCUCUGAUAAUUUCCAAGGCGGGUGGGUGGGGGGAACUGAAGGACACAGCCAUGCAGCCGGCUGCUUACCUGCUCUCCUUGAUGCUCUGUGCCUUGGGGACCUUCUUUCUGGUUCAUUCCAGGCAGGCAGGAGCCGCCUUGUUGACGGAGAUGGAGAGAAGGGCUGAAAACCGAUUUCUGGAGAGGCAGAAUAUCGUCCCCCUCCGCCUGAUCCCCCGCCCGGAAGACGGCACCCAGACUGGGCACGGGGUGCUCAACACUCGGGUCAGCAGCCGCUCGGAUCGGAAGCAGUCCACUCAUGUUGCCCGAGCCAGCUUCCAGGUUGAUGCAUUUGGGUCAUCAUUCAUUCUAGAUGUAAUGCUAAACCAGUUAUGGAGUGAAGUGAUAUAUAUAUAUAUAUAUAUAUACUGGGGAAGAUUAGAUUUAUUUGGCUUUGUUUUCCACUUAGAAUUCUGGCAAAUGAACACCACAUCACAGAAGUUUGUUGUAAAGCCAAGACACAAAAGGAGUAAAAGGCAGGUUCAUCAGAUUUCACGUAAAGUUGAGGAGGAAACAAAAUACAUUGAGUUAAUGAUUGUGAAUGAUCAUCUAAUGUGUAAAAAACAUAGAUUAUCAGUCGGCCAUACGAACAGCUAUGCUAAAUCAGUGGUGAACGUGGCAGAUUUAAUAUAUAAAGAACAACUUAACACCAGGAUAGUAUUGGUUGCCAUGGAAACCUGGGCUACUGAUAACAAGUUCACCAUAUCUGAAAACCCAUUGGUGACUCUACGUGAGUUUAUGAAAUAUAGGAGAGAUUUUAUCAGAGAGAAAAGUGAUGCAGUUCACCUUUUUUCGGGGAGUCAAUUUCAGAGCAGUCGGAGUGGUGCAGCCUACAUUGGUGGAAUUUGUUCACUAUUGAAAGGUGGAGGUGUGAAUGAAUUUGGAAAGCCAGACUUACUUGCAGUGACAUUGGCACAGUCGUUAGGCCACAAUCUUGGCAUUUUUUCAGAUAAAAGAAAACUACUAACUGGUGAGUGUAAGUGUGAGGACACAUGGUCUGGAUGUAUAAUGGGAGACACUGGUUAUUAUCUUCCAAGCAAGUUCUCCAAGUGUGAUAUUGAGGAGUAUCAUGAAUUUUUGAACAACGGAGGUGGCGCCUGCCUCUUCAAUAAGCCAUCCAAGCUUCUAGAUCCUCCAGAAUGCGGCAAUGGUUUUGUUGAAGAUGGAGAAGAGUGUGACUGUGGUACUACUGCAGAGUGUGCCAUUGAAGGAGGAGAUUGCUGUCAUACAUGCACCCUGACUGCAGGCUCACAGUGCAGCAAUGGGCUUUGCUGUAGAAAGUGUCAGUUUGAAUCAAAAGGAGUUGUGUGUCGAGAUGCGGUAAAUGAUUGUGAUAUUCCAGAAAACUGCACAGGAAACUCCAGCCAGUGUUCUCCCAAUAUUCACAAAAUGGAUGGGUAUUCAUGUGAUAACAAACAGGGUAUUUGUUUCGGAGGAAGAUGUAAAACCAGGGAUCGGCAGUGUAAAUACAUCUGGGGUGAAAAAGUGACAGCUGCUGACAGAUACUGCUAUGAGAAACUGAAUAUUGAAGGGACUGAGAAAGGUAACUGUGGAAGGGGCAAGGACACUUGGAUACAGUGCAACAAACAGGAUGUGCUUUGUGGAUAUCUUCUGUGUUCCAAUAUCUCUAAUGUCCCAAGACUUGGAGAACUUGAUGGUGAAAUCACAUCUUCAGUCAUACAGCUGGGGAAAUCCUACAACUGCAGUGGUGGCCAUGUUAAGCUAGAUGAAGAAACAGACCUGGGCUAUGUUGAGGAUGGAACGCCAUGUGGCCCAGAGAUGAUCUGUUUUGAGCGCAGAUGUCUCCCCACUGAUUCCUUUAACUUCAGCAUCUGUCCAGGCACUACAGAUGACAAAAUUUGUUCAGGACAUGGAGUUUGCAGCAAUGAAAUCAAGUGUGUGUGUGAUCGAUUCUGGGUAGGAGAUGACUGCAACACCGCUUACAAAGAUGCUUCAAUUUUUGAUGAAGAAAUGGCAGGCAAAGGUGUUGUUAGUACAAAUAUAAUAAUAGGGGCUAUUGCUGGCACCAUUUUAGUGUUGGCUCUCGUUUUAGGAAUAACUGGAUGGGGUUACAAAAACUAUCGGAGACAGAGACAAAUACCACAGGGAGAUUAUGUAAAAAAGCCUGGAGAGGCCGACUCUUUUUAUAGCGACAUGCGUCCUGGAGUCAGCACAAAUUCUGCAUCUAGUUCUAAGAAGAGGUCUGCCUUUCUGUCGCAUUUUCAGAUUUCUACCUGUUCCAUCACCCAUUAUUCCAUUAGUCAGAACAUUUCAUUGUUUUGCAGCAGGUCAAAUGGAUUAUCUCAUUCAUGGAGUGAAAGGAUUCCAGACACAAAGCAUAUUUCAGACAUCUGUGAAAAUGGGAGACCUAGAAGUAACUCGUGGCAAGGUAAUAUAGGAGGAAACAGAAAGAAAAUCAGAGGCAAAAAAUAUAGGCCACGGUCUAAUUCAACUGAGUAUUUAAACCCCUGGUUCAAAAGAGAAUAUAAUGUAGCUAAGUGGGUAGAAGAUGUGAAUAAAAACACUGAAGGACCAUACUUUAGGACUCUGUCUCCUGCAAAGUCUCCAUCUUCCUCUACUGGGUCUAUUGCCUCCAGCAGAAAAUACCCAUACCCGAUGCCUCCACUUCCUGAUGAGGAGAAGAAAGCUAAAAGACAAAGUGCCAGGCUAUGGGAGACUUCCAUUUAGUUCUACAGUUUACCUGGGUGACAUCAGAACUGUUACUUCAAAUUUUAUAGAAACUCAGCAUCACUGAGUCAUUGCACAUUCAUCUGCUCUUCAGACAAUUUGAAAGAACAACAGAGAUGCCAGUGAUCACAGAGAGAACCUGCUCUCAUACCCAAGGGGGAAAAAACAACAUGUUUUGCUGUUGAUUAGAAUUCUAUUAAAUCUGUAAAGAAUAACCAAAAAUCACAAAAAUUAACAUGGGAUAAAUAGAUUGAAUAUGAUAAGAUUAUUCUGCAUGAUGACCAAUAUAUGUAGAAAUACAACUAAAACUCAUGUACAAAUCCCGAAUAAAAGAGGUUUUUCUUUGGUUUAUGCAGUCCCAAAUAACAACAAAAUUGAGUUCAGAAUUUUGUAUUCUGAAGCACGUGACCAAUGUAAACAUUAUGCUAUGUGCAUGAACCCUCAGUUCUUUACAAGUAAGGGGAAAACCACGUACUGUAGUAGAAAUUAGCAUGCAGGAGUAAGAAAUGUAGAAUUUUGCUACAGGAUGUUAAGUUUUGAGAGGCAUAAACUUCAAACAAACAAGAACUAUAUCUUUUUUACCUUUCGUGUUUAUAAUCUCCAUAUAUAAAUUGUAUAUAUGUAAACAUUUUAAAAUGUGAAAACAGCUGUAACACACAUGUAUUUUGCCAAAUGCCUAAAGAAACAAUCAUGACUAACAUCAUCACACUUCAAGUGUUCUGAAUAUUAUGAGCAGACAGCUUUGGAAAUACAACAGUUCUAGUGCUGUAAAUGUGUUUCUCAGCAAACUGGUGUUUGACCAAAAUCUCCACAAUCUGGGAAUAUAUUUGUUAUAAUCACCAGAAAAAUCAAAGUUCAAUGAUGCUUUGGCUUAAAUCACCACCCAAGGAACCAGCAAAAAUAAGUUGUCUGAUAGUGGUGAUGUGUAUUUAUCUCUUCUCUCACGCUGGGUAAAUCAGGAGCAACCCCACUGAAAUCAGAGCUGGAGUCUUUAACUAAUAGUGAACAUACAUUUACUGUAAAAAAACUCAGACUAACACGGCUACCCCUCUGAUACUUGAUACAUUUACUGGAAAUUGAGUAAUAAUUUAAUUUAAGGUCAUCAGUUAAGGGGGUGGAAGUGGGGUCUCAGUGGCAGAUUUGGGGGGUGUGUGUGUGUGUGUGUGUGUGAAGCAUUUCAGACCCAAUGCUGGAGCAACCUGGCAGAGUAUACAGGUUAUGAUGGGCAUGAUGCUAUCAUAGUGCUAUACAAAAACUGAAAGCUGGGCAAUUGGCCGAUCUCCCCUACCCGCCUUUUUUUGCUGCUAUUAUUUGUACCAUGUAUUAGCAUACUGAGGGUCCGUCCACCCUGCUGCUGGGAGUAAGUCUCGCAGCGCAGGUAGACAGACUCACACUAGCAAGGCUUGAACUAGUGUCCUAAAAAUAGUUAUGUGGACUUUGCCGCUCCGGCGGAGACUCAGGCUACCCAUUUGAGCUGAAGCCUAGAGGUUGGGUGGUCUUGAGCUCGGUUGGCUCCGGAGUCUUUGCCAAAGCCACAGUGUCCACACAGCUAUUUUUAGAGUGCUAACUUGAGCCCCAGUCUGUCUAUCCUGGCUGGGCAGCUCACUGCCACCUGCAGUGUAGACACACCCCACGUGCAGCAGCAGAGGUCUCCUUUGCAGGUAGCAAGGGCCUUGAGCUGAAUACAAGUGGAUCCAGACCAAUGAAAUUGAGGAUGCAAAAACGAACUUGUUACAAAGGAGACAUGGCAAGAUGGCAUUAACCUGAUUGCUGGUCAACUGUAUGCUGUGUGCUAAAGAAUGUAGAGUAGAUAUAGUUACAACACCCGAAGGAUUCAAAAGGAUGCUGUAAAAUCCCUGGGUAUUUUCAACUGUAAAUGUUCUUUAAAUAAUAAAAAUGGCAAUUAUAAAUCAGUUAAAACACCUCUCCUGUCAGAACCUCUCCAGAAGUGACAAACAUCCAACCUCUGGUAAUUCCAUUGCAGAACAAAAGAUCUCUUCUAAUAAGAAAUAUUAGAAUACAUGGCCCACAGUAAUAUAAUCAAUUAGUUGCUGACAGGAACAUAAUGUGUGCUUCUGAAUCUUCUACCUCUUUCACGUAAUUCCUUUAGUAAGUGAACCUACCACUUACAGCCUUUUAGUGUAACAGAGUUCAGUUUAUCAAAUUUCUCUCUGAUUAAAGCAAGUCAAAUUUAGAGGAGUCCGGUGACACCUUAAAGACUAACAGAUUUAUUUGGGCAUAAGCUUUCAUGGAUAAAAAACCCACGAAAAAACCACUUGAAGUGUGUUUUUUAACCAGGAAAGCUUAUGCCCAAAUAAAACUGUUAGUCUUUAAGGUGCCACCGGACUCCUCACUGUUUUUGUGGAUACAGACUAACAUGGCUACCCCUCUGAUACUUAGUCAAAUUUAGGUUAGUUUUAAAUUAAGACAUUUUUAAAGAUGUCAGCAACUGUUAAGUAUGUAAGAGUUUAGAAGUAUUAUAUUUUAUUUAUAAGACAGUGUGUAGGUUUACAUCUACACAACACUGGCCUACCAGAGGAACUUAUCCUCUUCAUGGUAAGAGAUUUUGGUAAGCGUUGUGAAUUAUGACAAAUAUGAAUGAGAACAGAGAGCGUGGGUACAUUUGAAAAGCAUUGGCAUCUACAAUGGCUUUGGGCAAAGAUUUUGCACUUUAAUGCAGAUUAUAGAUUUGUCGGUACAGAAGUAUGUAAUUGAUUAGUUUUGGAACUGACCUGAAGAAGUGCUCUCUGUAGCUCAAAAGCUUGUCUCUCUCACCAACAGAAGUUAGUCUAGUAAAAGAUAUUACCGCACCCACCUUGUCUCUCUAAUUUUGCAAAGGUUUAGUUUGAACAUAGGCCAAAGACAACAGGACAGAGAACUGUUAACAAUGUACAUCUUAUGGAAGAAGAGUCUGAUCCAUAGCCCACUGAAGUCAGUGGGAGUCCUGUUGCCGUCAAGGGGCUUUGAAUCAGGCCCUUAAAUUUCUCCCAAAUAAGGAAAUUCUUAUGUAAAAAUGUCCAACUCAUUGUUCCACCACAAGGAAGAUAACUUCUCCACGCAUUAAUUUUUUGACCCUAGUAACUGAAAUGUUUAUCAUGUGCCUUUUCUGAUAUUUAGUUUGAAUACAAACUAGUGUGUAAUUUUGAAUAAUCUUGUUUAUAUUUUUCUAUAUAUUCAUUCAUUCAUUCCUCCCUUUCCAUUUUCCCAUUAAGACACAGCAAGAUUUGGCGGCCGAAACUGAAUGUAACAUAGUGGCAGAUUAUAAAACAUUCAUAGUAUCUUGUUUUGAAAAUGAAUAGGUCUCCUAACUGUAUUAUCUAUGUUGUAUUCUGUACUUGUGGCCUUUUUCUCUUUCUGGUGUCACUCAUUCGUAGGAUUUGAUAAUACCGCGAUUUGUGUGUAGGGUAAUUUAAUGGACAUGAUUAACAUAUGCAGUGAUUGGUAAUCUAGAUGUAAGCACUAAAUUUAAAUUAAAUAAAUAUUGGCUUUCUCUUUGGUAUUCUAGAGAGUGAAAACACCUGGCACUUAAUGUAAAUUUCACCUUUUUUCAAAUGCAUUCUGGAGGAAAAUGCUGCACUAAGUUAGUGACCUAAACAGUGAAUUAAGUAAUUGCACAAAAACUGGAACUUGUAGGGUGUAUGAACCUCAAAAGCCAAUGAAGACUGACCAGGUUAAACCCAGAACAGUUGUUUGGUUUUUAUAUUACAUAAUUUGCCACUAGUUUAGUUUAAUGCCUCUGAAAGGAGCUAGCUGGAUAACCCUGGAGAUUGCAGACCUCACUAAUCAUGUAAAUUGCAGCACAGACAGUGGUGGCAUAGGUUGUCAGGCAAAACUUCACCCUGCUCAAGCUGGAGCAACUACAGAGUAGAGAAGAUACACAGUUGUCAUGGCCCAUUCAGUUAAUUGGCUUGUUUGCUGAGUCUUCCAAUAUGGGUGCCAAUUAGUGCCAGCUGUGAUGCACAUACCUGCUGACUAAGAGUGCUGAGAGGUCACUAAGGCCCAGCUCCUCAAAGGGAUUUAGGCUCCUAACUUCCAUUGAAAUCAAAGGAAGUUAGGUGCCUAAAUACCUUGAGGGAUCUGAGCCUAAGUUAUUUCAAACAUACCACAAAUAGGUGUCUGAUAAUAAGGAUUUUUGGUUACUAGUAAAGUGAGCUAUAUUUAAAAGCAAUGAUCUCGGUUUCAUACUGUGGGCUAAGAAUGUUGUGUAUUUAAAAUAAGAUUAAUAUGACCAAAUGUUGAGGAUUGAAAAGCAGGUACUGCAUUCAAAUAGUAACUUUGCACGAUGAUUUUGCUCUUUUGUGUAUUAAAUUCUUCAUGCCACAGCUCUUAGAACUGAAGCUCACCUGCUGAUGCUGGAUUUGCUGAGAAUGAAGCUAUCAGCAAGGAGGUAACAUCAUAAGGAAUCCAUGCUACCGUUUCUGAUGAACAAAUUCACACAAAGUAUCAGAAACGUCUGAUUGCUAAUUUGCACAUAAAUGUAUUAUAUGCAAACAAAUAAGCACAUCUAGUUAAAAAAGAUUCAAUUCUUUAAUUAUACAGUGUGUCUGUGUAUAAAUAUGUUGUGAAUUUAACCUUAAGUCUUAUGAGAUUUUUCUGGACAUGUUUCUUUAAGACAGAUACUUCUAAAUGACUAACAGUUUUCUCCUUGGUGUCUGAGACUUUGAACCUGCUAAGCUGAUGUACAUAGGCCCCAUGUAUACAAUACAAUUUACUGUCUUGGUUAAUCAUAAAAUAAUGGGCCUUUAGAGCAUGGCUACAAUUAAAAAAAGAAAGAACUUUGACAACAGAUAUCAAGCCUUUUCCUUCCCCUCCUAUCUCCACUGGUGUUAAAUUAACUCAUCUGAGCCUAUCUACACCAGUGCAACAACCGUUUUCAACAUCAGAGCCAGAAAUAGCCACAUUUGCUGGUGUAGGACCUUAUACACUACAAUUUCUAACCAAAUAUGUAACCAGUUUGUUGCUUGGUUGGCUGAGUGUAGUUUGUGGACAGACAUUCCUGCAUCUAAAUUGUAAAAACUGCAGGACAUUUUAACCAACACCUCCUUACAGGUUUGGCUCCUCCAGCCGUGUGUGCCAUAGAACGUCCUAGAGUGCAUUGUCUCACGUGCUGCUGAUGCCCCACUGUGUGCAUAGCUUCCAUGCAUUAUCCCCUCUAUUGGGCAAUAUGGGAUUGCUGGCCAGACUCAUGUGUGGCUGCUAGUGUCAGCCUGUGUGGAUAGCACAUAACUUUUAAAAAGUAUUUCUUGGCUCAGGGGAUAGAGUCUGAGCCUCCAGAACAAUUUUCAACAACUAUUUGGGAAAAGUCCACAACUGUAUUGCUUAAACCAGGUAACAGGAACAAGUGCUGGAAACCAUGUCAGGAUAUAGUAAUGCUGUACUGUGUUGGGGUUUUAAAGGUCUGUCUUACACUGGGCAAACUUUAUACCUGGUUUUAAAACCAAUUCAGCUAAGCCAGUCUGGCUUCUUUAGCCCUCUGAAACCAGGUCUAAAUCACAGCUUCCAUCAGUUUUAAAGUCACUUUAGCUGAACCAGCUUUAAACCAGUCGGAAAAUGUUUGCAGUAUAGACAGACCUGAAUUGCCACAGGAUUCAGAGAGAAAUGAGGAUUAGGGGAAAUACAAAGAACUAGACAAUUAAAAAGCACUCUAUGGGGAGGGAGGGCUGAGUGACUCAGGAGUCAGAGUGGGGUAUCAAUUCAGUUGGUAACAUUUUUAAUGCUGGUUUUAAUUACAGGCGUUCAAAACCAAUACACCACUUUAUUUCUGUUUCUCUGCAUUACUAUGACUUAAAAAUGUUUUCUUUUUAAAAACGUACACAAGGCCUUAAGACCUUAUGUAUUCAAGCUUUAGCAUGCCGAAUAUUUUUUUUACAAGCAGGUUAGAAACUCCUGUAAAUUUGCCCGACUGACCUUCAAGUAUAGUGGUGCUAACAGAUAAACAUACGAUACUGUAAGGCUGUAAUACAGUAAGUGCUAAUAUAUCAUAUUGUAAUAGUAGAAGGAUUCCUGCUCACUGCCUUUGCAUUUUAUGCUAGGGAAUAAUCGAGUGUAGGUUCAGACUAUGAGUAUAUGACCUGUUUUUUUCCUUAUGGGUAAAAAAUAUUUCAGUACUUAGUGUUUUAUACAGAAUAUUGUACUUUUCAUUUUUUAUUACGAUCAGUGCAUAGCUGCAAAAUGUUAUUUUUCCAAAAGAGCAAAUUCCGCACUGUAUAAUCUGCAGGAGAAAAUACUAUUUACACUAUGACCACUUUCAGAAAAACUUUUGGCAUUGUACAUAGUAGUUGAGUCUGCCAGCUUUGUUUUGUGUUAGUAUUUUUAUCAUGUGUUGCUAUAAAAAAGAUCUAUUAAUUUCUGAAGCUAUCCUCUGCAAGUAAAACAUUCAGAGUGGACAAGUACUUGGUUUCAUUAUUGGGGACUGGCUAAAGCUGACAAACAAUCAUUUUGCAAAUCAUUGUCUUUGCUACCUGAAACCCUCCUAAUUCUUACACUACAUUACAGAAACAUCAGGUUUUGACAAACACCAACAAGAAAUGCUGCACAUUCUAUCAUUGCAGCUUUGAGUGUGAUAUUUUUGACAAACAUUAUAGGCAUUGGGCCAUUCAAGUGAGUGAAACUGGCUUUCCUAUAGCUAAACAAAAUGUUGCUUUUAUAAAAUAAUCUCAUUGUAAUUUGGGGUUCUAAAUUCUUGCACAGUUUUAUUAACAUCGUAAUAACCACUUCUAUGAGAGUAUUUAAUACAAAUGCCUGUGGUUUUCAAUGUUACUGACAUAUUGUAACAUCAGUAAAGUGACUUUCAA
This is a messenger RNA of Chrysemys picta bellii (western painted turtle), 9694 nucleotides long. The record is from RefSeq and is a predicted model, not a curated record. Lineage: Eukaryota; Metazoa; Chordata; Testudines; Emydidae.